AUCCUUUCGGAAGGAGAGGCGGAGAGAACAAGAAAUGGUUCACAAUGCGUAUGAUUCAUGUAUACUCGUAGAUAAUUCCUCGAGGAAGAUCGAGGCAAUUGCAUCGUAUGGUAUCAAGCUUCUCGUAGGUUGCUCAGAUGGUUCUCUGAUGAUAUAUUCACCGGAAUCUUGUGCUUCCGAUAUAUCUUCACCUUCCGAUUACCAGAUAAACUUAGGGAUGCGUAAGGAACCCUAUGUUCUGCAGAAAACCGUGAUUGGAUUCUCGAAGAAAGCUUUAAUCUCCAUGGAAGUUUCGGGAUCAAGAGAGCUUCUUUUAUGCCUAUCUGAAUCAAUCGUGAUUCAUCGACUUCCUAGUCUUGAGUCAAUCGCCGUUAUAACAAAAGCCAAAGGUGCUAAUGUCUACGCCUGGGAUGAUCGGAGAGGGUUCUUAUGUUUCGCAAGGCAGAAGAGGAUCUACAUUUUCAGGCAUGAUGGUGGUCGGGGAUUUGUGGAGGUGAAAGAUUUUGGUGUUCCUGAUCUGGUGAAGUCAAUCUGCUGGUGUGGUGAAAAUAUAUGUUUGGGGAUUGGAAGGGAAUACACGAUACUGAAUGCUAUUAAUGGUGCGUUAUAUGUGGUAUUUCCUCCUGGGAGGAUUGUCCCUCCUCUCGUGGUACCUCUUCCUUCUGGGGAGCUUCUUCUUGGAAAGGAUAACAUAGGAGUUUUUGUAGACCAAAAUGGGAAACUAAUUCAAGGAGGCAGGAUAUGUUGGUCUGAUGCCCCUUCAGUGGUUGUGAUCCAUAAGCCAUAUGCAGUUGCUCUUUUACCAAGAUACAUUGAGAUUCGGUCUCUCCAUGCUCCUUAUCCAUUGGUUCAGACUAUUGCUCUUCGCAAUGCUCAUCAUCUUGUCCAAAGCAAUGGCUUUGUUAUUUUUGCAUUAGAAAACUCUAUUUAUGGCUUGUUCCCAGUCCCUAUUGGUGCACAGAUCGUACAAUUAACAGCAUCUGCUAAUUUUGAGGAAGCCUUGGCUUUGUGUAAACUACUUCCAUCAGAAGAUUCAAGCCAUCGAGCAGCAAAGGAGGCAUCCAUUCAUAUCAGAUAUGGGCAUUAUCUGUUUGACAAUGGAAGCUAUGAAGAGGCUAUGGAUCACUUUUAUGCAUCUCAAGUAGAUAUAACCUACAUACUCUCUUUGUAUCCAUCUAUUGUUCUUCCAAAUCCAGUGGCUGUUUCUGAGCUGCGGAAUGUGACUGACUUUGCAUGGGAUGCUUCACAUCUCUCCAGAGUUUCUUCUGAUGUGUCAGAUGAUAUGGAAUCCUUAUCUCAACCACAGCAAUUUGAAUCCGAUGAAUAUUCUAUUCUUGAGUCUAAAAAAAUGAGCUACAAUACUCUCAAGGCACUUGUUAAGUUCUUGCAGAAGAAGAGAUAUACUAUAAUUGACAAAGCCAAUGACGAAAAAACAGAAGAGGUUGUUUCAUCCGCUGUGGAAAACUGGUCUAAGGGUUCAAAUAAGGGUCAUCAUGAUAUCCUUAUUAGCUUAAUGGCCAGGGAGAUGGCAGCAACAUUGGAUACAGCGCUGAUCCAAGCUCUGCUUCGUACUGGACAAUCUUCAGCUGCUAUAGAGCUACUGAAAGUUCCCAAUUACUGUGAUAUAAAAAUAUGUGAGGAAUUUCUGCGUAAAAGCAAUUAUUACACUGUGCUGUUAGAACUCUACAAGUGCAAUGGUAUGCACCGUGAAGCACUGAUACUUCUGAAUGAACUAGUGAAAGAAUCAAAAUCAAAACAACCACAAUGUGAGCCCACCCAAAAGUUUAAACCGGAGAUGAUUAUUGAGUAUCUCAAGCCGCUAUGUGGAACUGAUCCUAUGCUCGUCUUGGAGUUUUCGAUGCCUGUUCUUGAAAGCUGUCCAACACAAACUAUUGAGCUCUUUUUGUCUGGAAAUGUUCCAGCAGACUUGGUCAACUCUUACCUAAAACAGCAUAUGCCAAGCAUGCAGGCGACAUAUUUAGAACUUAUGUUUGCAAUGAAUGAAAAUGGGAUUCCUGGGAAUCUGCAGAAUGAAAUGGUGCAAAUUUAUCUCUCAGAAGUACUUGAUUGGUAUGCGGAUCUAACUGCUCAGCAAAAGUGGGACGAGCAAGUUUAUCCACCAACACGGAAGAAGCUAUUGUUUGCUUUAGAGAGUGUCUCAGGAUAUAAUUUAGAGGGUUUUUUAAAACGUCUUCCAAUGGAUGCUUUAUACGAGGAGCGUGCAAUUCUGUUGGGGAAAUUGAACAAACAUCAGCUUGCCUUAUGUCUUUAUGUUCAUAAGCUUCAUGUUCCCGAAUUGGCGCUGGCCUACUGUGAUCGUGUUUAUGAGGCUGGACAGAAUCAACUGUCUUCAAAAUCUCAAAGUAAUAUCUAUCUCACUCUUCUGCAAAUCUAUCUUAAUCCCUAUACAACAACUAAGGAGUUUGAAAAGCAAAUCAUGAAUCUGGCACCUAAGCGUAUUGGCAUUCAGAAGGUUGGCUCAAUCAAAACUAAAGGGAGCCGUGUGGCCAAGAAAAUUGCUGAGAUAGAGGGUGCUGAUAAUAUUAAAAUCAGCCUCAGUAAUACUGACAGUGGACAGAGCAAUGGUGAAGGAGAUGAAGCAUGUGAGGAAGGGGGUCUUACCAUUAUGCUUGAUGAGGUCCUGGAUCUGUUGAGUCAAAGAUGGGAUAGAAUCAAUGGAGCUCAGGCCCUCAAGCUUUUACCUAGAGAAACAAAAUUACAGAACUUGCUUCCAUUUCUUGGACAACUUCUAAAAAAAUCCAGUGAAGCAUACCGAAACUUCUCAGUGAUCAAGAGCUUGAGACACAGUGAAAACCUUCAGGUGAAAAGUGAACUCUAUCAGCAAAGGAGAAUGACAGUGAAGAUCAGUAAGGAUAGCAUGUGUUCUCUUUGCAACAAAAGGAUAGGAACAAGCGUUUUUGCAGUGUAUCCUAAUGGAAAGGCUCUUGUUCACUUUGUCUGCUUCAGAGAUUCGCAGAGUAUGAAGGUCAUAGUGAAAGAACUAAACCUCACCAUAGAUGAUUGAAGUGCAGAGAAAUGCGGAGAUAGCUGCUUGCAAGGAGAGAAUGCUUUCCUAAAAUCUGCUGGCAACAAAACCAACCUGGUUGGAAGAAUUGUGAUAGAGAUCAUCCAAUUAUGUCACUUCUUUGAUGUGAUCAUAAGGGUAUUUGACUGUGGCAUGGCUUGAGCUAAGGCAGUAGUAAGAGAUCUGUAAAUGAUGGGUAUCUCCCUAGUUAAGUUCAUGCUGAUAUGUUAAAUAUUUAGAAUCAAUGAAUAGCAAGGACUUGAAUCUUAAUGACAUGUUUUCUGUUUUUA
Telopea speciosissima is the source of this 3315-nucleotide messenger RNA. RefSeq names its product vacuolar sorting protein 39. The coding region runs from base 35 to 3025 and encodes 996 amino acids. The transcript has 13 exons. Gene Ontology annotation, cellular component: membrane; cytoplasm. The record is from RefSeq and is a predicted model, not a curated record. NCBI's taxonomy places the organism in Eukaryota, Viridiplantae, Streptophyta, Magnoliopsida, Proteales, Proteaceae. Gene Ontology annotation, biological process: endosomal vesicle fusion; autophagy; vesicle-mediated transport.